AUGCGCCCGCUCUACGAGGCCCUUAAGGGUACGACCCCCAACCAGCACGUUGUCUGGACCGUGGAGGCAGACAGGGCAUUCGAGGACACAAACGUUGCGUUGUGCCAGGCCGCUAUGUUGGUCCACCCGUCUCCUGGGGCCCCAGUUGCCCUCACUACUGACACGUCGGACUACGCCGGGGGCGCUGUGUUCGAACAGUGGGUCGAGGGUGCCUGGCAACCGCUUGCCUUUUUCAGCCGCCAGCUUGUCCCCAGGGAGCGUAAAUACAGCACCUUUGACAGGGAGCUGCUCGCUGUUUGGUUGGCAAUCCGCCACUUCCACUUUGUCCUGGAGGGCUGUGAGCCCCUUACGUUCUCCAUGUCUAAGGUGGCCGAGCCGUGGUCCGCCCACCAGCAGCGCCAACUGGCGUUCAUCUCAAAGUAUACCACGGACAUACGACACAUUGCCGGCAAAUCCUAUGUGGUUGCGGAUUGUCUUUCCAGGGCGGUCGUAGGUACGGUCCAGCUCGGUCUAGACUACGCGCGUAUGGGUGCAGACCGCACCCUUCAGUCCCUCAAGGACUCGGACACUGGACUGCAGCUGGGAAAGGUUGCGGUCGGCGACUCUGGGGUCAGGUUGUGGUGUGACCUCUCUACCGGCCAGCCCAGGCCUCUGGUCCCUGCCAGCUGGCAGCGGUCUGUUUUUGAGACUAUACACGGCCUGUCCCAUCCUGGCAGAAAGGCAUCUGUGACGCUUGUAUCUCAGAAGUUCGUCUGGAGAGGACUCAAGAAGAAUGUGCAGGCCUGGGUUGAUUCUUGUGUGGCCUGUCAGCGCGCUAAGGUACAUAGCCAUACCAAGGCCCCGUUGGAACCUUUUGUUGUUCCGGAGAGGAGGUUUGACCACGUUAACGUCGACCUGGACAGGACGACGCGCUGGCCUGAGGCUGUUCCCCUCGCCUCUACCACGUCUGCCGAUGUGGCUCGAGCGUUCAUUGGCACCCUGACAGACGGCAACUGGGUGGACAAACUGCCCUGGGUCAUGCUCGGCCUUAGGACCGCCCCCAAGGAGGAUCUGUCGAGAUUGUUUACGGCCAGGCUUUGCGGGUGCCCGAGUAUUUUAUACCGGAUGCUACGAGACCUUGGUCUGCAACCGAACAGUUGUCCUCUCUGCAGGAGGUGA
Messenger RNA from Knipowitschia caucasica, 1158 nucleotides. The record is from the annotation of a GenBank genome assembly. NCBI's taxonomy places the organism in Eukaryota, Metazoa, Chordata, Actinopteri, Gobiiformes, Gobiidae.